UUUCGCGAGUGAGUGUUGCGUUCCCCAGUCUCAGCCAGCAACCAUGGCUGCGAAGCCUGCGUCUCUCCUUAUCUUCCGAUCCCGCCUCAAUCUAUAUUUCAAGCCCUUCAUUUUCUCUUCUUCAUCCCUCGCUUUCACUAUCACUCUCAGAUUUCCCUUUCCGAAGCCCUCAUUCUUCGCCAAUCGCACGUUUCAUUCUUCUCUCAGCGCCGUCUCUUCCGCCCAGUCUCUCGGCGACAGCGGCAGCGCUGGCGGCAGGUCGGGGGCGCUUUCUCCAUCGCCGGUCACGGAAGAAUUGCAGAAGAUCGAUGUUAACCCUCCUAAGGGAACUCGAGAUUUCCCACCCGAAGAUAUGCGACUCCGCAACUGGCUAUUCCAUAAUUUCAGGGAGGUUUCGCGAGUCUACGGGUUUGAGGAGAUUGAUUUUCCGGUGCUCGAGUCGGAGGCGCUGUUCAUUAGGAAAGCGGGUGAAGAAAUAAGAGACCAGCUCUAUUGUUUUGAAGAUCGGGGAAAUCGUCGAGUUGCUUUACGGCCUGAGCUUACCCCUUCUUUGGCAAGAUUAGUGAUCCAGAAAGGAAAAUCUCUGUCCCUCCCAUUGAAAUGGUUUGCUAUAGGACAAUGCUGGCGAUAUGAGAGAAUGACGAGAGGUCGGCGUCGUGAGCAUUACCAAUGGAAUAUGGAUAUCAUUGGUGUACCCGAGGUUACGGCUGAAGCAGAGCUUCUAUCCUCCAUUGUUACUUUUUUCAAGCGAAUUGGAAUUACAGCAGCUGAUGUUGGAUUUAAGGUUUCCAGCCGAAAGGUUUUGCAAGAAGUAUUAGAAUGUUUUGGAAUACCUGAAAAUAUGUUUGGCAAGGUUUGCAUUAUCAUAGACAAGAUAGAGAAAAUUCCAUUAGAUGAGAUGAAGAAGGAACUGAAAGCUGUGGGUGUAUCAGAGGAGGCUAUUGAGGAGCUGUUGCAAGUUCUUUCAGUAAAGUCUUUGACAAAGCUAGAAGAGAUAAUUGGAGGUGGUGGGGAAGCGGUGUCUGAUCUGAAGCAGCUGUUUUCUCUCGCUGAAAAGUUUGGGUACGCUGAUUGGAUCCAAUUCGACGCCUCCAUUGUCCGCGGCCUUGCUUAUUAUACUGGGAUUGUUUUUGAGGGAUUUGAUAGAGGAGGAAAACUACGAGCCAUAUGUGGUGGGGGUCGGUACGAUCAUUUGCUUUCUACUUUCGGUGGCGAUGAUAUUCCUGCGUGUGGCUUCGGCUUUGGCGAUGCUGUUAUAGUUGAGUUGCUGAAGGAAAAGAGUCUGGUGCCACAACUGAGUCUUGAAGUAGAGAACAUAGUGUGUGCUCUGGAUCCUGAUCUCCAAGGUGCAGCUUCUACAGUUGCUACACUUCUCAGGGAAAAAGGUCAAAGUGUUGAUUUGGUUUUGGAGAACAAACCUCUUAAGUGGGUGUUCAAACGAGCUGCCCGGAUUAACGCUCAGCGGCUCAUUUUGGUCGGAAGUUCAGAAUGGCAACGAGGUAUGGUCGGAGUCAAAAAUCUUUCGUCGGGCGAACAGUGUGAGGAAAAAAAGAAGUAAAAGAAGAUCCCGAUUGGCUAGAGAACUCGGCCAACUAGAGAUACCAUUAUCUCAAAAUACACUUUUAGAGCACAGAAAUAUGCUCUUCUAUCCACUUUCGCAAAAGAGAUGAUCCUGUAGAGAGUUUUUAGGCUUUUGAUUUCUUCCACAAUCCACUAGAUUUCUGCUAAGUCUUGGUCCUCAUCACACAAAAACUUGGCAAGCUCCUCUGAAUCGGUUUCCACUCGAAGAGGAAGAGAAGGUGCACGUCACAGCAGAUGACAAAGGCCUUCCAACACUGCUUCCGUCUCCAAACUCUUUACUCCCUGGCAAGACUCCACCAUUUUACAGCCUGUAGUAACGACAUCGCCCCUCCAAUUUCUCAUUUUCUUUGGUCAAUAUUUUUUUUGUUUAAUAAUUGUUGAUACUAUGGGCAGCUCCUUUCACAUUUUUUUAAAGAAAAUAUUUAAAAGAUUUAAACUUCAAAA
Messenger RNA from Momordica charantia (bitter melon), 2025 nucleotides. Its product is annotated as Class II aaRS and biotin synthetases superfamily protein. The record is from RefSeq and is a predicted model, not a curated record. Gene Ontology annotation, molecular function: histidine-tRNA ligase activity; ATP binding. Lineage: Eukaryota; Viridiplantae; Streptophyta; Magnoliopsida; Cucurbitales; Cucurbitaceae. Gene Ontology annotation, cellular component: cytoplasm. Gene Ontology annotation, biological process: histidyl-tRNA aminoacylation.